Messenger RNA from Trypanosoma grayi, 1956 nucleotides. RefSeq names its product putative peroxisome targeting signal 1 receptor. Gene Ontology annotation, molecular function: protein binding. Gene Ontology annotation, cellular component: cytosol; peroxisomal membrane. Gene Ontology annotation, biological process: protein import into peroxisome matrix, docking. The transcript has a single exon. Lineage: Eukaryota; Euglenozoa; Kinetoplastea; Trypanosomatida; Trypanosomatidae. The coding region runs from base 1 to 1956 and encodes 651 amino acids. The record is from RefSeq and is a predicted model, not a curated record.
AUGGACUGCGGCGCAGGAGCGGCUCUGGGGCAGCAGUUUGCGAAGAAUGCCCUCCACAUGCAUGGCGGCGUCGGCCUCGGCACCAGCGGCAACCCCGAGCAGGAUGCCCUCAUGAAUGAGAUGAUGAUGCAGCAGCAGCAGCAGAACCCGGGGGCCCCUGCAGAGUGGGCGCAGCACUUCGCCGCCCUUCAGCAGCAGCAGCAGCAUCAGCAAAUGACGAUGCAGAGGCACCAGAAUGAUGCCAUGAUGCUUCACCACCAGCAGCGUGAUAUGGAGGAGGCGUUCCGCGCGUCCUCCGCUGGGCCGCAGCAGGGCGUGGCCGGGCCGGCCAUGAUGCAGCCGCACAUGAUGGUGCCGCCAAUGAUGGGCGGCCCGGGCUUCGGCGGCUUCGUGAUGGGCGCGCCGCCAAUGAUGCCGUACGCCCCUAUGAUGAUGGCACGCCCGGCAAUGGCAACAGCGGGCAACAGGGCCGUGGCACAGGAGGCUACCACGACAUCGGCGCAGCAGCAGCAGCAGGAUGACGGUGCGUGGACGGAGAAGCUGCGCAACGCAGAGUGGGCCCAGGACUACAACGACGCGCAGGUCUUUACUGCGGAUGGGAAGCCGGAACAGACAACGGAGGAGCACGCUCAGAACUCCAAGUUCUAUCAGUUCAUGGACAAGAUUCGCAACAAGGAGCUGCUGAUUGACGAGGAGACCGGGCAGGUUGUGCAGGGACCGGGCCCCGACCCUGACGUGGCGGAGGACACAGAGUACCUAAAGGAGUGGGCCGCUGCUGAGGGCCUCGAGAUGCCGCCAGGCGUCUUUGAAAAUAUGUUGCCACACCAGCAGCAGCAGCCCCUGCACGGCGGCAUUAUGCCCGGCGGCAGCGAAGACGCCAUGAUGGGCGACGCCACGCAAGACCCCGCCGCCGAAGUGGAGGAGUGGGCGAGGGAGUAUGCCGAGAUGCAGGAUCGGCUGCAGCAGGCGCAGAACAAUACCGACUACCCGUUUGAGCCAAACAACCCGUACUUGUACCACGACAACCCGAUGGAGGAGGGGCGGGAGAUGCUGCAGCUCGCGAACCUCGCGGAGGCCGCCCUCGCCUUCGAGGCGGUCUGCCAAAAGGAGCCGAACUCGCUUGAGGGCUGGCGCCUCCUUGGCACCACGCAGGCGGAGAACGAGAAGGACGGUCUCGCCAUCAUUGCACUCAACAACGCGCGCAGAGUGGACCCGAAGGACACCGCCGUACACGCCGCACUGGCGGUGUCGCACACCAACGAGCACAAUGUGCAGGCGGCGCUGCAGUCGCUGCGGGCAUGGCUGCUGUCCCACCCGCAGUACGAGCAGCUCGGCUCCGUGAACCUGCAGGACGGCGCGGCACCCACCGAAGCAAUUAGCGACGACAUGGACGUGGCCGACGAAGAGUUCUUCUUCGCCGCGCCGAGUGAGUACCGCGACUGCCGCACGCUCCUCAACGCCGCAGUGGAGAUGAACCCCGGCGACGCGCAGCUGCACGCCAGCCUCGGCGUGCUGCACAAUCUCUCGCACCGCUACGAAAUGGCCGCCGCGAACUUCCGCCGCGCCGUCGAGCUUCGCCCCGACGGGGCGGAGCUGUGGAACAAACUCGGCGCCACACUCGCCAACGGCAACAAGCCCGAGGAGGCCCUUGUCGCGUACAACCGCGCCCUCGACAUCAACCCGGGCUACGUGCGCGCGAUGUACAACAUGGCGGUGUCGUACUCGAACAUGCAGCAGUACGCGGCCGCGGCGAAGCAAAUCACGCGGGCGAUCGCAGUGCAGGCGGGCGGCACGAACCCGCAGGGCGACAGCUCGCGGCAGGCGACGCGCGGGUUGUGGGACCUCCUGCGCAUGUCGCUGAACCUCAUGGAACGCCCCGACCUCGUUGAGGCAUCGUGGCAGCAGGACGUGGCGCCGUUCCUCAAGGAGUUCGGGAUGGAGGACAUGAUUGUCUAA